AAAAUGGAAGAAACUUACCAAAUACUAAAAAAUCAAUCAAUCUUAGAGAGUGAUGACAGGUAGGAAGAUUCCAUGUUGUUGCAAGGUCAUUACUCGUCUAAAUUAGGCCAACCGUUGAACCCCGCGUUUACCCCCAUCUCUCUCUGCAAACUCCAUUGCCAACCCCCUUUUCCAUUUCUGAGAACAAGGUGGCAAAACAAAUCACACCCCAAAACGACCCCCAUUUCUCGCGUUUUGCCCAAAACCCUAGGUAGAGGGGUGGCUACCUUCGUUCUCACACCAAUCUGCAACAAAUCGAUCCCCCUUCGAUUCCUCGCAAGGGGGUUGCAGUAGAUGCGGAGAAAUCCCCUGAUUUCUCCAAACCCUCUCAUCAAUUUUCCAUGGAUUCACCACUGGGUUUCGUGAUUUUCGCCAUCUCAAUCACCUUCUUCGCGAUUGUUGCUCAAUCCCAGAUUCAGGAUGGUGCUGAUUCAUUUGAGUUUAUAUUAACAGCACCGCCGCCGCCGCUGCUUCCUCCGCCUCCACCGCCGCCACUAACACAACCUCCUCCUGCAGAUGGUUCCCGAUCGCCGCCGCCGCCGCCGCCUCACCAUCGCCGCAACCGCCACCGCCACCACCAUCGUUCACCGCCUCCUCCUCCUCCACCCCACCGGAUGAACGCCGGGAAGAAGGUUGGGCUUCUGUUCGUGGGCAUCGCGGCGAUCAUGCAGGUUUUCAUGGUUGGAUUCUUGGUGCACAAGAGAAGGCAGCUUUUGAAGGCUAAUGACAGAUACGAGAAUUGUUCAUGAUUAAUUCUUUCUCUUUUUGCCUUUUUUCGGUUGGAAUUCUUUGCUGAAACACGUUAUAGUUUUGGUUGGGGAAAGGGGCAUAAUAUUGGUAGCAUGAGAAAGCAAGCAUGGAAAUGUUGUGAAUUUGUGGGAAUCAUUGGAACAUUAACUGUGCAUUGAUGCCCUUAUAGGCCUUUGGCAUCACUCUGUAAAUUGGUAUUCAAGUAUUGAUAGUUGUUGGUGUUUCUUUCGCGUUUCAAUGUUUACCACAAUUCCAUUUAGUUCCAUGAGAUUGGCUUAUGAUGAUGACAAGAGAAAGGAUAUAUCACUCUGUACUUCAUUGUUUUCUUUCUUUUUCCUUUUAAUUUUACUCUAACAUGUUCAAUGUAGGUGGUAUAUUUUAAGGUUAACAAUGAUAACAUCUUGUAUUCUUUUGACUUAUUGAUGUGAAGUGAAGAACCUGUUCUGUUUCUGUCCA
This is a messenger RNA of Lotus japonicus, 1245 nucleotides long. Its product is annotated as protein TRACHEARY ELEMENT DIFFERENTIATION-RELATED 7A-like. The record is from RefSeq and is a predicted model, not a curated record. Bases 381 to 788 code for a protein of 135 amino acids. NCBI's taxonomy places the organism in Eukaryota, Viridiplantae, Streptophyta, Magnoliopsida, Fabales, Fabaceae. The transcript has a single exon.